AUGGACAUUCAGAAGCAAAAGAAAGCUAAGAAGAAAGUGGACACGAAAGCCAGCAAAGGGCGGAAACUCCAAUAUGACGUUCAUGAAAAGCUUCAAAACUUCAUGGCACCCAUCCAUGUCAAAGGAACCUGGCAUGAAGAGCAAAUUCAUGAACUGUUCACCUCGUUGCUCGGGAGAGAGUUUGAGGAGGCAAUCAAUACUCAAGCAAAUGAGGUCAUUGGACUCAUGGAGGAUCCUGGAGAGUUAUUAGUUGCUCUCGAAGGUUUCCGGGUUUCCAGAUAG
Molecule: messenger RNA, 282 nt
Organism: Lentinula edodes (shiitake mushroom)
Lineage: Eukaryota; Fungi; Basidiomycota; Agaricomycetes; Agaricales; Omphalotaceae
Product: apoptosis-antagonizing transcription factor
Exons: 2
Coding region: 1-282 (93 amino acids)
Biological process (GO): maturation of SSU-rRNA from tricistronic rRNA transcript (SSU-rRNA, 5.8S rRNA, LSU-rRNA)
Cellular component (GO): nucleus; nucleolus
Source: RefSeq, a predicted model, not a curated record